Messenger RNA from Dunckerocampus dactyliophorus (ringed pipefish), 7270 nucleotides. It is a transcript of the gene disp2, whose product is annotated as dispatched homolog 2 (Drosophila). The coding region runs from base 1404 to 5840 and encodes 1478 amino acids. NCBI's taxonomy places the organism in Eukaryota, Metazoa, Chordata, Actinopteri, Syngnathiformes, Syngnathidae. The transcript is spliced from 16 exons. The record is from RefSeq and is a predicted model, not a curated record.
AAAAAAAAAAAAAAAAAAAGACUUUCUCCUCCCCCCGCUCCAGUUGUCAGUUCCACGGUUACAAAAAAGAGAGAAGCACACUGUCCCACAGAAACAGGAACGUGCUCAGUCGAAAGCUUUCAGCAGCGCGUAAAAAUGAAAACUUCCCUCAGCACAAGAGUGACUUUCAUAUCAAAACAGAGAAGGGCUUAGCACAGCCGGAGCGUUAACCCCCCCACCCCCCAAGCCUUUACAACUAAAUAAACACAGCCAGUGAGACGCUCGUUCAGCUUCUUUGGAACCGCGAUGAAGUAAAGAACCCCAAACCUGAGCAUGCGCGCGCCGUGCUGCUACCAACACGUCCACGGAGGACAGCUGUGAUGGGUUCCAGCAGACGAGGACAAGAUGAAACAAACACAGAACAUCCAUGAAGGCGGUCCAGAAAACGAACCAGACGCCAGGCUUUUUUUUCCCCCCCGCUUCUCUGCUGAUGUGGAGGAGGACGAACCACAGCUGGAGGCUUCAAUAAAUCACCGCGUAUUACUGCAAGAAGAAAUAUUAGCGAAACUUCAAAAGGAAUGGUUUUAGGAGGAGGAGGGGGGGGGGGGAACAUGAACAAUUGCCCAUAAAGCGGCGAUGUUACACAAUGUUGAAAUAUGUCAAAUCAAAUCUGUGAUUAAUUCUGUCUGAUGAAGCAUAACUUGCACUUCAGCUAACUGCUCUGUUGACUUUGAAAAGAGAUUUUCACAGUUCAGUUAUUAUAUAUUUUGCAGUGGGGGCGGAAUGGCUCAGGUGGUCGUCUUCGCUGAUGGUGUCCAAGUGUCCUUGGGCAAGAUAAUGAACCCCCAGUCGCUCCUGAUGCUGCGUCAUCAGUGCAGUAGGCGAUUGUGUUAGCAGCGUCAAGGCCAAAGGCACAAUUUUCUGACAACAAGGGGCCAACGUGAGGCUAAGAAGACCCCGAGGCCUUCCAACCAUAAAAGUGUUUUUUUUGUGUUUUUGCGACUCCAAAAGUCAAGACUUUCCAAAUGGCACCGCCUGCCACCCUGAAGUCCCGCCCUUAUCUCAACCUCAGCGGGUCCGUCCUGGCAGGCCUGGAUGGCAAGCGAGCCCUUUCUUGUGCAAACAUUGUCCAGAUGACUGCUUCUGCCUGACAGUGAUGCCCCCCUCCACUCACCAUGACAAAGAACCAGCAGGAGGCGGGAGGACCAAUGCUGUCAUCCAGAAGUGGCUAAUUGGUUCCAGACCUGACUGCAAGUGAAGCUGCUGCACUGCGAGUGGGAGUUGCAGAUGUACGCUGCCUCUCGUGCACCGUGCACAGACAGCACGCAGCCUUGCUGGCUGUAGGACGGCCAGCAGCGAUACUCCGCGUUCCCUGACGUUGUCAUGUCUUGCAUCAUGCUGUAAUCUGAACACCAAAGAAGGACAUGUCCUCUUCUGCAGCUCCCCUGAAGUCUUCUGGUUCUCCCGGGUGUCAGCUCGCCUCAACCUUGGAAAACGAGCAGGAGAUGGAUGCUGACUCCACAAAAGGAGACAGCACGGAUGCGAUAGUGAUGGAUGGCUGUUCUGCAGAAGAAAGGAGCAUCCAGGAUACCUAUCGCAGUGGAAUCCCGGCUGUGUCGCUGUGCCCUCCCGAUAGCGGGCAUCCUGGCCAAGCUGAGCGGGAGCUAUGUGAUGGUUGCAGCAGCCUUGACGGACCGUCUUCCUCCACUCAGCUUCAUCACAAACUCCCCCGGGGCUCAGCAGAACUCCCAAAAUGUUCCCACAGCAGACCUUGCACCGCUCUCAAUCCAAACAAAUGCGGAGACCCGAACAGCACCGUUGGCUCUAAUGCAGAGGGGGGUGUGCUGGUGAAAGUGGGACACAGCUGCGGUUCAGCCCAUCAGACGUCUCGCCAGGAUGAAGUGGCGAGAUGUCACUGGCUGCACGGGUCAAGAGACGGCGACGCGCAGAAACGGACGCAGCGCCGCGUGGUGACAGCUUGGGGUGGAGGACUCGACUGCUUUGUGAGAAGUUACUCCCAGCUGCUGGUGGAAUACCCGCUAGAGGUUCUUGUGGGAUGUGCCUUACUGCUCCUCGGAUGUUCACUGGCUGGCCUCUUCAUCGGUCCACUGCCUGACUUCUCGGAGCCUCUGCUGGGCUUUGAGCCACGAGGGACAGACAUCGGCAUUCGCCAGUCCAGCUUGUCCAAGCUGCAGGAGAACACUGGCCCAGGGAAAGCAUUGUCCCUGUUGCCACAGCAGCUCACUCAAAGCACUGCUCCUGAAGGAGAAGGCAUCCACAACACCUCAGGACUACGAUUGAAGAGGAUGCUAGCCACAGACUCGACUUCAGAGUCAUUCCUAUGUGAUGCCCCAGGCCAGCGUUUAGCCCAGCUGGUAUUUCGCUCAGAAAACUCAGCCAGUCUCUGGAGCCUGAAGGCCAUCCACGCCAUGUGUGAGAUGGAACAAUCGAGAAUACGCUCCCAGGCUCAGUUCCAGGAUGUGUGCCAGCAGCAUGUGAGAGCUGAGGCUGAAGCGGUGUCCAGAAGUGGCUGCUGUCCAAGCUGGUCUCUAGGAAAUUACUUAGCAGUCCUCACUAAUGCCUCCUGCUGCCGAAGCCUAACCUCACACCAGGUCUCGGAGGCUCUUAAUCUUCUCCGGAGGUGUGCUCCUUACUAUCACGAAGGCCACCUGGUGGAGGCCUGUUUUCAGACACACAAGUAUGGCAGCUGUUCUUCUGUCCCAUCUCACUGCAAACAAUCUCGGAUAGUUUUCCAAAUUCUACACUUCCUGGUUGAUAAAGACUUCCUCAGCCCACAGACAGCGGAAUAUCAGAUCCCAACGCUCAAGUACAGUCUUCUGUUUCUACCGGUCAACAAAGGGGAACGCAUGAUGGAGAUCUACAUGAGGAGCCUGAAGGGAAGAGAUCUAACGUACAACAACACGACUGUCACUGGCAUGGAUCUUGGAAUCAAGCAGGCACUGUUCAAGUAUUAUCUCGCAAGAGACUCAGUGUUCCCGGUCCUUGCAGUCAUUUCCCUUCUCUUCACAAUGACCCUCUAUCUCCACUCUCUCGUCAUGGUGGCGUUAUCUGUGCUAGCGAUCACAGGAUCCCUCCUCACUUCCUAUUUCCUCUACAAAGUAGCAUUUCGCUUGACUUUCUUCCCCUUGGUUAACCUCACGGCAGCGCUUAUUCUCCUGGGAAGCUGCUCCAAUCAAGUUUUUAUCUUUGCCGACUUCUGGAAUCUGCAGCGGUCCCAGAAGCCCUCGGCCUCCUUGGGGAAGCGAGUACACAGGGUUUUGCAGGAAAUGGGCUAUUUGAUUCUAGCGUCAGGAUUGACCUCCAGUGCGGCUUUUUUCUCUGGAUAUCUCAGCAGCAUCACAGCUAUCAGAUGUUUCUCCGUUUAUCUCGGCACCGCCUCCUUGGUCAGCUCUUUUUUGGCGUUGGUGUGGCUGCCGUGCGCGUUUAUCCUGCAUGAGCGCUACACAGAAGCAUCCUCUGCAUCCGUGCCGCCGCAGGGAUGGAAGCCCUGUUGCACUAAAAACCCUGUCGGAUUUUGGGAUGCGAGCUCACGCAAGAGGUGCCUCUUCACAUUUGGGCAGAAGCUAAGAGAACUGAAACGAGGUCUUGCUGACAUGUCAAAUUUAGUGUUCCUCAAAAUCCUGCCUUGUGGAGUGGUAAAGUUUCGCUACAUCUGGGUGUGCUGGUUCGCAGUGCUGGCUGCGGGUGGCACGUACAUGUCCUGCUUUGACCCGGGAAUGAAGCUCCCCACCCUUGACAGCACCGUCACUCAGCUUUUCCGCUCCAGUCACCCAUUUGAGAGAUACGACGCCGAAUAUCGUCACAUGUUCAUGUUUGAGAGACAGACGAAUGGAGAAGACAGGCCCGUGACAUUGAUGCUUGUUUGGGGAGUCAAACCGACGGACAACGGAAAUCACUUUGACCCAAAAAGCAAUGGCUCUUUGGUUCUCGAUCCAGACUUUACAAUGAGCAAACGUGAUGCUCAGGUUUGGUUGAGGGACCUGUGCGGACGAGUGCAAAACCAAAGCUUUUACUCUGCCCCGUCCGCUGUAGACAAAGAGGCGAUGACAGAUAAUGUCUGUCUUGUGGACCAGCUCAUACACUGGGUAUCUCUCAGAAGGUGCUCAGAGAGUCGCGAUGCACUUAAUCUUUGCUGCAACGACAUCGCUUUCCCAUUCUCCCCUAGCGUCUUUGAGAGCUGCUUGAGCAUGAUGCUGGCAGAGAGGUCAGCUGAGGGCCAUCUGACCAAAGGGGGAGGGCUGUACUUCCAGCCAGAUGGCCGCAUCGCCGCCCUGGUGCUGGCAUUCAAAACCACAUACAGCUACAGCUUCAACUUCAACCAAACGAGUGUUUUCUACAGAGAAACCCUGGCGUGGUUUAACAAAGAAAUAUCAGGAGCUCCAAAAGGGCUGGAGAAAGGCUGGUUCAUCAGCCAGCUGUCUCUUUUUGACCUACAGCAAGCUUUGAGCUCGGAGACACUAGCAGUAGCCGGCACCUCUGUGUCGCUUACAUUUAUUUUGCUUCUCAUAACCACCUGGAGUAUUCCAUUAAGUGUUUACGGGACUGUAGCUGUGGGUGGCAGUGUGUUUGUCACCGUUGGACUCCUGGUCCUCCUCGAGUGGCAGCUUAGUGGCAUUGAGGCUCUGUUGAUCACAUCUGCAGCCGGGCUGUCUGUUGACUUCGUGGCCAACUACUGUAUUUCCUACUGCUUUGCUCCUCAUUCUGAUAAAAUAGGAAAAGUAGCACAUUCCACAAAGAGGAUGGGAUGUCCCGUAGCAAUAGUUUCUGGUGCUUUUUUCUGCACUGGGCUCAUCAUGUCACCUUCGACUGUGUUGCUCUUCAGAAAAUUGGGGAUUUUCUUAUUUUUGGUGAAAUGUGUAGCAUGUGGAUUUGCAACUUUCUUUUUCCAGUCACUGUGCUGCUUCUUCGGCCCUCAGAGGAACUGUGGCAGGAUUCCACUCCCUUGUUUGUCAGACCCGCCUGGCGGGACGGUGUCUUCUUGCUCAGGGGCAGAAGAAGGCUCCCUGCCGACUAACGGGGCUUUUGACAGAGCUAGAUUGAGGAGGGCUUAUGAAAAAGAAGCAGGUGGCUACCUCUACUCGAACCAGCAGAGAGGGAACCAGAUGGGAACCAGAGGGCCGGAACAGUACGAGCUGCAACCUUUAGCCUAUCGACUGAGUGACAGCUUUGAGAACAGCACCUGCACCAGUAAGUUGUCCAACAGGCCUUCUGUGCUGUCUGAUGAGAUUGAAUACUGCGGGAGUGAUGCAGCCUUGGCGGGGGAAAGUGGGCAGACGUGCCAAGCACCUGUAGCUCUGCAGACCUCUUCUCCAUACAAAGAGAACUCAAUGCGAUCUGUGGGUGCCGCAAAGGAUGAAAUGACUCUCGGCAAGAGGUUGUGUAAAUCUUGUCAGGAUCCUUCUAGCACACUGCAACACUGGACCAAUAAAACAUUCUCCUCGUCUUCUAGCAUAGAUGAGACCAUAAUAAGCCACACCCUUGAGACCACUGACCAGACAUGUCUGUGCACAGAUGAGCAAACCACAGAGGAGCAACUCCUUCAGGCCUCCUCUCAGUCCAUUAGCUCCUGCGAGUUCCUGGAUGAUUCUAAUGAAACAUGUUUGAGCGACAUUGAACCAGGGCCUUCCAAUGCCCAGCAAAGUUACGGAGAAGCUCAGUUACAACCGGGACACCUGAAUGGGAAGAGAGACACAUUACAUCUCUCACUCAGGGAGACAGUUUAUGAGACCUGUGGGAAAGGUCGCAGCAGUCAGACUGAGGACGUUGUCAUUUUACCCAAUAGCAAGCCGGAUUUACCAGACGUUUGGAUUAAAAGAGAUGGACGAGAGGAGACGCUAUAAGCGAAGAACACUGUGCAUUAAUUGUCUUAAUAUCUUUUCACAAGGACAUUAGCCCAUUAGCCCAACAUAUUUGUAUUACAAGCACUGACUUCAAUAGGACAACGUUUUCUGUCGAAACGACAUAGCACACAAACAAACGUGCAACCACAGCCUUUUUUUUCCUUUUACACUUAAUCUCAAGGUUAUGCAAUGGUUUUACCUUACAUUUAUUUAGGAGAGGAACAGUGGCUUCUUUACUUUCCACUCCCCUCUGAAACACAGAGAACAGGGUUUUUUAAAGUGUGAGGUGCCAGAAGGGGAAGCGCAACAGCUUGAGAAAAAUAAAGAAAACCUUUUUUAAAGCUGACUUUUGUUAUAUUAGUGCAAAGUAAACCGAUUUUUACUUCGUACAGUGAGUGACUAAAAAGGCUCCCGAAAUUAAAUUUUUGGGGGAGUAGGGGAGGCCUCAACUGUAUUAUAUUUGCUGAGUGGAGGCUCCCCACGUCACAUUUUAGAGUAACUUGGGUCAAGACCCUGGCAACCUUUAAAAGAAUUUUAGAUUUGAGUUCUCGGGUAAAACUAACCAAAAGAAACAUCAAGGGAAGCAGUGAAGAGGAAACGUAAGACCAGAAAUCUGCUGCUAGUCAACAUCAUACAGUUUGUGUGCUAAAUAUUGUAUCGUAAAUGUCAACUAUAAGGAUGGUUGGUAUGGAAAAGGUAGACACCAGGUAGCUAACACUUUAAAGAUCGAUCUUGUCUUUUGUCAGCAGAGGGCACAGUUGGAACAUUCAGAUUUCAAGAAAAAGGGCCCUGCAAAAUACACAAUGAAUGCAGUACAGGAUAAAAAUACAAUGCAUCGAUGCAGUUUUCUUCAUGAUGACAAUGUUCUUUGUUUUGUGUGGCCAUCGAGGAAGUCAAAGCCAGUUCAUUGUGUGUCAUAACUUGUGAAAACUGAAUGCAGUUUAUUCUCGUGCCCGUGACCAAUUUACCACAUCCACGCUAAAGGCAAAUGAGUGUAAUGCAAAUUAAGUAUGUGUGGAUGUCUGUGUAUUCUGUGUAGAUCAAAGUGUGCUUAUCCUUUUCUAAUGACAUGAAUAAUUGUUUACUUUGUGGCAAAAAAAGAAAACUAUCUUUUGAACAGAAAGGUUUGAUUUAGACCCAAUCUCAGUGUCUCAUCAUUGCCAUGCAAAACAAUUAUUGAACAAAAUGUGCCAAAUGUCUAUUGACUGCAGAAAUACCUGUUGUGUGUAUUUGUGUGCCAAAAAGGUAAAACAGAAAUGUUCAUCUUGUUUCUUAAGUGUACCUUUUCUCAUAGGUGACAAGGCUUCACAAUAAAUCCAUACAGUCUGCCUUAAGAAGGAAUCGUUUAUUCCAGGCUUCCCUUCAGAAAAAUGAGAGCACUUCCAAGGUUGUUUCCAAACCGCUGAUAAUAAAACAAUAUUUUCUUGCAG